UUGGUUGAGCUUUAGGAUUAGAUCCAAUCCAUUCUCUUCAAUCUUGGAUGGAUCAACCCAGCCGUAAGUUCUUAAUCUCAGCCUCGGAAGCCUUGGCCAUGGCGGAGUCCGCCGCCGUGACCCUCCCGGAACUCCUCCCCACCCUGGUCCCCACCGCCCAGCCCCUGGCCCGCCCCCCCAUCUCCAAGUUCUCCGUCGCCGCCGUGGGCCUGGCCCCCUCCGGCCGCAUCUUGGUGGGCGUGAACCUGGAGUUCCCUGGGCUCCCCCUCCACCACUCCGUCCACGCCGAACAGUUCCUGAUCACCAACCUCUCCCUGAAUGCAGAGCCCCACCUGGUUUCCCUUGCCGUCUCCGCCGCCCCCUGCGGGCACUGCCGGCAGUUCCUCCAAGAACUCCGCGCCGCCGCCGACGUCCAAAUCCUGGUAACCUCGGAGCCCACAGCAGAGUUCGGGCCACUCUCUGACUUGCUCCCUCAGAGGUUCUGUCCCCACGACCUUCUCCCCCUUGAAGCUCCCCUUCUCUUGGAACCCCACCACAACACCCUCACCCUCACCCUCCACCACCAACACCUGCCCAAUUAUAAGUUGAAGACUGCGGCUCUGGAGGCCGCCAACAACUCUCAUGCACCCUACAGUGGCUCCCCCUCUGGUGUGGCUCUUCUCGACUGCCAUGGCAAUGUUUUUAAAGGUUCCUACAUGGAAUCCGCCGCCUUUAAUCCCAGCUUGGGCCCCGUUCAGGCAGCCCUCGUCGCAUUCGUCUCCGGCGGCGGCGGCGACUACGACCAGAUUGUGGGUGCGGUCUUGGUGGAGAAGGAGGAUGCCGUCGUUAAACAGGAGAGCACGGCGAGGUUGUUGAUUAACUCCAUUUCGCCCAAUUGCCAAUUCGACACAUUCCUUUGCCACUGCAACCCUAAUCACAUUGUUUAAUUCUAAUUUUAUUCGUUUAAUAUUAAUUGUUCUCUAGUUUUUCUUCCCUGUCAAUUAAUUGAAUUGGGUAGAUGAAUACAAGCACCAACCAAACGUCUAUGGGAGCGACCAUUCUUUACUCAAGGCAAUACGUAAAUAAAUAAAUAAACUAGAUUUUUUCUUUUUCAGUUGAAGAAAAAUAGACGUUACUAAAUAUUUUAUGUAGAGAGCUAUACAUGCUCGUUCUUGAUAUAUGUACGAUCACUUUUGUUCAUAUUAAACAAAUGAAACAAAAGAAGUUGCGGUUCAA
Glycine soja is the source of this 1215-nucleotide messenger RNA. RefSeq names its product cytidine deaminase 1-like. Gene Ontology annotation, molecular function: zinc ion binding; cytidine deaminase activity. Lineage: Eukaryota; Viridiplantae; Streptophyta; Magnoliopsida; Fabales; Fabaceae. Bases 48 to 926 code for a protein of 292 amino acids. The transcript has a single exon. Gene Ontology annotation, cellular component: cytosol. The record is from RefSeq and is a predicted model, not a curated record.